Molecule: messenger RNA, 1242 nt
Organism: Aspergillus luchuensis
Lineage: Eukaryota; Fungi; Ascomycota; Eurotiomycetes; Eurotiales; Aspergillaceae
Product: FAD-dependent oxidoreductase
Exons: 3
Coding region: 1-1242 (413 amino acids)
Molecular function (GO): FAD binding
Source: RefSeq, a predicted model, not a curated record
AUGGUCCCCCCCGAGCCGAAACUCACAACCACGGUUCUCGUGGUGGGCGCAGGUUCAACUGGACUGGCUUUGGCUCAGGGGUUGAAAAAGGCUGGGAUCCCCACUAUCGUGGUAGAAAAACAUGACAGCUUAGAUGCAUAUGACCGUGACUGGAACAUGGGCUUGCACUGGGGUGCAGGCCCCCUGCAAGCUCUCCUACCAAAAGAGCAAUGGUCAAGAAUUCAGUCAGUUCAAGUCGACCCUAAUGAGCCCACAGCAGAAGAGGAUGCUCUCAACUUCCUCAACGGACAGUCGGGAGAGGCCAUGGCGUCCAUACCUGCUCGCCUUUUCUAUCGCUUGCGUCGUCGGAAAUUACGAGGAUUGAUGGAACAAGGGCUGGACAUCCGAUAUGGCAAAAAGCUUCAGGACAUCCAGUAUUCUGCUGAUGGCGUAUAUGCCACCGCCAUAUUUGAAGAUGGCUCAUCAAUCGCAGCGAGGAUUAUCGUGGGCGCGGAUGGAGCUCGCUCGACGACACGGCGUGUCUUACUGGGUCCUAGCAGAGGGGAUGUCCGCCGGCUUCCUUACUGCGCGACCUUCGUUCAGGCCCAGUACUCUGCAGAGCGUGCUCGAUACCUACGCCAAUUCCACCCUCUUUACAUCGCUGGCAUCAACCCUGCGGGGUAUUUCUCUUUCUUUGGACUACACGACGCAACCGAUCGUGAACGACCAGAAACCUGGACAUUCUUCUUCUACAUAUCAUGGCACUCCUCCCUGCAGGAGCAGCGGGAGACAGCUGGUUGGAGCAACGCGCAAAGGCUUGAGCAAGUCAAGAAGUUUGCCAAGACUUACACCGACCCCUGGAAGAGUGCGUUCGAAUGGCUGCCGGAUGACCAGAAAGUCUGGUACAUGGGCCUGAGCGACUUUGACCCGCGGGACCAAUCCCAUAGGUGGGAUAACCGAGGGGGGCGGGUAACAUUGGCCGGGGAUGCAGCACACGCCAUGACAUAUCAGCGUGGCCAGGGCUUGAAUCAUUCGAUCACCGACGCAGCCAAUUUGGUGGAAGCGGUGCGACGGAUUGUCUCUGGAGAGGCGACACAGGCUGUCGCCAUUAGAGACUAUGAAGAUGAGAUGAUAUCUCGCGCGGGAAGUGAAGUCGGGCUGUCUACUGUCAACACGGCAAUGCUGCAUGACUGGCACAAGGUGCUGCAGUCACCGGUGAUGACAUCCGGCAUGAAACGGUCCACCGAGAUCAAAGCCAAUUGA